GGAAAAUCCUGGGUGGGAACCCCACCCACCCAGGCAGAUAUACCCUACCUAUGAAAGUAGAUAAGCUCAGAAUCACAUAGAGGCAAAUGAAUUUCUCAGGCUGAAAAUCAAGUAACUGUCACAGAGGAAGAAACUGGGUAUGAGGAAUGCUGCUGAGACACGGAAAAUAACCUUGGACUUGAACAACAGAACAAAAAAGAGAGUUCAAACCCAAGAUAAGUAGGAAGAAAACAAGAGAGCACUGAGUUGUUAGUUAAAAUCAGGGAAACCAGAUAAACUGCAUCCCAGAGGACUGAAAGAACCAGCAGGAAAAUAAACAUUUACACAUAGGUGCUGGCGGAUUGGUCUGUGUAUACAAAAAGACUGAAAAUUCACCUGUCAAAGGAAAACUAUGAGGAGUAUUUCACAGACUUUGGUGGAUGAUUUCUGGGGUGAAGAUCAAAAGGAGUUGGUGUGGAGAAUAAGGAAGUGGAAUGUAAGCUGGAAAGCCCAAGUCCAAGAGGAGCACUGAGGUCAUUUGCCUGUUGAAUGCUUCUUCCAGAAAACUCCGUUAACUGGUUUUGUUUGGCAAAGAGCUUCAUUUGGUGACAGUGCUGGACUCCAUACUGAAUGUAAAAGCUUCUUGGUCAACUGAGCUGGAAGGUAGAUUUUUUUUUCCUUUUUUUCAAAAAACAAAAGUAUGUGCCUGUGUCUGUAGAGAUGAUUUGUAGUUCAGCGAGGCUGGAGCUGACCGAAUGAGACUAUGGGCUGUGCCUCCGCCAAGCAUGUUGCCACUGUUCAGAAUGAAGAGGAAGCCCAGAAGGGGAAAAACUACCAGAAUGGAGAUGUGUUUGCUGAUGAGUAUAGGAUCAAACCUGUGGAAGAGGUCAAAUACAUGAAAAAUGGGGCAGAAGAUGAACAGACAAUAGCAGCCAGGAACCAAGAAAACUUGGACCUAAGUCCACUGAUCACCCUCUCUCAUGUAUAUUCAAUUUCCACUGAAGAUCAGGAUGAGAAUUGCGACUUUGUUUCAUCAUGGCAUGAAGGUGACGUUGACCCUGUCUGCCAGCCCUACCCUACAAAGGAAAAAAGUGCCAGUGCAAAUGUAAAGCUUAAGCCUGCUAAAGAGGUUCCAGGAUUGGUACAUCAACCUAGAUCAAACAUGCACAUCUCUGAAAGCCAACAAGAAUUCUUCAGAAUGCUGGAUGAAAAAAUUGAAAAGGGCCGUGAUUACUGUUCAGAAGAAGAAGAUAUCACAUAGUGCCAAUUCUACUAGUCAAAACAGGAAUUACUACUGUGUAAAUAGAUUACAACCCAGUUGAGAUCUUUGGGAAGGUCGUCUACAACACACACACAAAAACAGCACUACAUAAUAAAAGAAGAUCGAUCGUCUCCAUAUUGUAUGCCCCAUUCACUUACAAUGUUUCUUAAUGAACUUGCAAAGGAAUAUUGCUAAGAACUGUUCUAAAACUUUGUUGCUGCUAGUUAAAACUUGUUGCAACUUUUCACUCCUCUUGUGUCCAGGUAUGCAGCAAAAUUCUUAAAUUUCACCUUACAGACACGGUUGUUCUUACAGAUGCUGCCCAGCUGAUUUUCUAUCAGAUGAAAUAGUGAUGAACUCAAAUACCAAACUUCCAUUUCUAGAAGGUUCCAGCUUUUCUGAUACCUUUUCCCCUCCCCUCCUCUCUUUAAAGCUGUUUGUCAGUCCAGAGAUGGGCCAGAAUAUUGCUUCUUACUGGCGAUUUUGAGCUUGGGAGAUGUGGGGAUGGUUGCUAUGGCAAGCCUUGUUUCUCUGCUAAGAAGAAAUGGAGAAGCUACUAUCUAUUAAAAGCAUGUUGUCCCAUGAAUACUGGAAGUGAUGCCGGAGCAGCAGUUUGCCUCACUUACUAGGUAUCUUAAUCAAGGACUAAGCUUGCAGUUUUGGCUUUGCUCAGAUGCAAAUGGAAGUGUGAUCGCAAUCAUUUUGAAUCCCUUUUUUUUUCUAAGGAAAUAAACAUUUUACUGUUUUUAUGUAUCUUGUCUUCUACCAUUCAUCUAGCCCAGGUUUUUUUUGUUUGUUUGUUUGUUUGUUUGUUUUGGGUUGUUGUUGGUUUUUUCUUAUUUUUUUUUAAACAAUUAUCUUGGGUUUUUACAAGUAUCUCGCUGGGUAGACAUUUGUUGGGUAGCCUUUUGUUGCAAUACUGAUGUUAGGCUAAAUUGCCUCCCUGCUCUUCCCAUUUAUACUUUCCCAGGUUUUACCAGGGCAAAGAAGAAGAGGCAUACAACCACCUUCUUUUUUAACAGAGCACCAAACCAUAACAUUACUUUUAUUUUUUGCCAUCAAAUACAACAUCCCAUUUCUUUAUUUCUCUCCUUAUAAUAGGUACAGGAACCUUUCCUUUUCUUAUUUUCCUCUCUCUAAGGACUAGUUUUGUAUAUGUACAAGGUUUUGACCUUCUGGGGAAAAAAAUGCUCAAGUAUAUACUGGUCAUGGUUGUUGAAGAUGCUAACAGCCAGAAGUACCUGGGCAGCAAUGGGGAAUGUUGAUUGUGUGUUCUGUAGAGUUUAUUUUUCCAUAUUAUACAAAGAGGAUGAUCUCUUCUCAAAGACAGAGGUAAUAUUUUUAACAAAUAUUGUCACAAGUAAAUAGUAAUCAUAAGGGGGAAAAAAACUUUUGUAUUUUUUUAAAUGAGUUUGAUAGCUUUGAUGAGGGCUCUCUUUGUUACUUUCAGGAGGAAGGGCUACCAUAAUGAAUGCAUUGCAAUGCUGGUCAUGAGGUUCUGGGGCUUUGUCCACAUAGUCCAUAUGGCAUAAGUUCAAUCACAAAGAUUAUUCCGUUUUCUCCAAUCUUGGAUUGUGUGACCUUGAAGGGAGGCACUUGUGAAUUCAUUAACACUGCCACCCUAUAAUGUUUAGUGGUUCAGACUUUCCAGGGAGUAAAAAAGAUUUUCUGCCAGGGAAGAGAUCAUGGUUCUAAAUGUAUUCUUGAUGAAAGGAUGAGAUAGGACUUCAAAUGGACUUCACCUAAUUGAUGGCAGCCAUUCAUUGAUGUGCCAACUGCAUUUGUUUUCCUUGGUUUUGGAUGAGGGGAAACUGAAGAUGGAAGAACUUUAGUCAAAGAGAUGAGGAGCAAGGACUUAAACAUUAUCAACAACAAUAACAAAAACAAGCCUUCUUUCAAGCCAGGACAGCAGAUAUUUGGGGAGCAAUUGUGAUGGUUACAUAAAUAGGGAAAAAGCCAAAUUGUAAGACUUUUUAUCCUGAUCCAAACAGGAAAAUGUCAGUUCAAGUCUCCAAGGCUUUGGAAGGCAUUUCGCUCCCUUCAUACUCCACAUCCUCACCCAUGGUUUUGGUCAAGGGAUUUAACUGGUUUUCCUCAAGUGAACUGAAGGUUAAUUACAAUCUGGGUACCUAAUUCUACCUCUCCCACCCCCCACUCUUUAUCCAGUCCAGAAACUUUUUGCCUUGGAUUCUAGCAAUUUGAUGAUAUGAUUGUGGCAUUUUCCAGGGUGGCUCUUUUAUUGGUAUUGAUCAUAAACCAAAAAAAUCUGGAUUUGAAUCUCCACACUGUCCUUUUCUACCUGUGUGACCUUGAGAGGUCAUUCAACCUCUCUGUGCUUCAGUUAUUUCGUAUUCAAAAUGAAGGGGUUGCACUAGAUCACCUCCAAAAUUUCUGCCAUCCCUAAAUCUGAUUCCAUAAUUAAGUUGGUUAAAUCAAGUCUUCCAUGUGACUCCCAAACUUGGUGUCUCACUGUCUUCCCUAGAAAAUAACUACCUUUCCCCUAACUUCAGUUUCCAUAAAAAGCAUUUUUAAAAAACAUUCUGAUACAUUGCACAUCUAUGAAGAAUAAUGUUCUUUAAUCAUUUGAAUGAAACCAGAUGGGUCCCCUUCAUGGACCCAGCGGCUUCCCACUGGAGGUGCUCUUGGGUGUCAUGCUUAACAAUGAGCCCAUAUCUGAUGUGCACAAGUGAUUUCAUCUGUAGUCACAUUUGGCAGAUCUAGAAAUAGAUCUGGGAAAUGGGGUGGUUGAGCUGGUUGGCACGAAAUGCCUGAUUGUGUUAACAACAUUCAAAACUGUCUGUUUUCCAUUUGUUGGUUCUAAUCAUAAAAUUGUCAAAUGACUUUGUGGUUGUACUUCGUUUUUCAAAGCCUUUUGAAGGGAUCUAAAACAAAAAUAUUUUGACUCUUCCUCCUGUGCAGCCUACGAUUAGACAGUAUUUCUGAUGCAGUGAAAAGCAGAAGCUGAUUUAUGGGAGGGUGCAGCUCUGCUGACUGAUAACACUGUAGCCCUCGCUCAAGGGAAGGGAGGAGUUAGAGCAGGGUGGGAAGAGAUCCCAGCUCUACAGGGAUACAUGGAUAUCUCCAUGGGGUAUUUUCUAUGCUGAGUACUUUUCAAAGUAUAGCUCCUGGGCUGCCAGUAGGCGUGGUGCAGCUGUCAACAAGAUUUAAGGUGUUUUUAUACAUGUCUCAUGUGCAAGGAGUGGUGGUGUUAUAAAAGAUCAGGAGUAUAUAGAUGUAGCCUUUUCAUUGGCAAGGAGUCAGAAUCACCCAAGACUGUGGUCAUAAUGGAAUACAUUUGCGCUCACAACUGGCAGAAACCUUUAAAGAAAAUUUGCAUCACUGCUUCUUCUUAGACCCGGGCUAUGAACAAGAGUAGAUUGUUAGGGUCUAUUUCAGGAUACAUGAAGCCUUAAGUCCAGAGGAAAGAAAUAAAGUCCAUAAAAACAACAGCAGUCACCUCUAAAAGAAAAUAGUUCUCUUAACGUAUGCAACAUAGCUAAAGAGAGGAGAUUGGGUUAGAUCCUCUAAAUAACCAGUGACCUCACUCAGUUCAAUUCAGAAAGCACUUAUUAAGUACUUAUAGUGUGUGAGGGAUUAUUCCAAGUGCUAGGGAUAAGUAGAAUGAAAACUUGGUCUAACAUCCCUACUCAACUCAAUCAUUCUUUCCUCU
Sarcophilus harrisii (Tasmanian devil) is the source of this 4910-nucleotide messenger RNA. It is a transcript of the gene C4H1orf21, whose product is annotated as chromosome 4 C1orf21 homolog. The record is from RefSeq and is a predicted model, not a curated record. NCBI's taxonomy places the organism in Eukaryota, Metazoa, Chordata, Mammalia, Dasyuromorphia, Dasyuridae. The transcript has 12 exons. The coding region runs from base 743 to 1240 and encodes 165 amino acids.